AUGGAGAAGUACAACUGCUGGUGCAAGGAGAACGGCGAACAAAAAGAGAAGGCCAUUCUGGAGGCUCGGGCCAACAUCAAGGAAUGGGAGACGCGCAUCACCGAGCUUACUGGCAUCAGCUCAACUCUGGCAACAGAGUACAAGAAUUUGCAGCAGGAGGUUGACAAGAACGAGUUGUCAUUGGACGAGUCCAUGGCUUUGCGCAAGAAGCAGGUGGCGAAGUUCCAGGAGGACGAGCGCGAGAUGUUCAAUAAUCUGAACUCCGUGCGUUCGGCCCAGGUCGCAUUGAACACCUCCUCCUUCCCCUCCUUCUUGCAGCGGCCAAAAGACACUCCGAUCCGUUUGCUCCGAGCAGUGGCGGAGAGGCAAGCGGACUACCUGAAGUCUGAGAACCGUCAGCAGCUCAUGGCCUUCUUGCAGGAUCCGACCUCAGGAUCUGUACGAGGGGUCAUCGACGGACUUGAGACGGACUUCGAGGGCAGUCUGAAGGAGCUGCAGGACGAGGAGCUUCAGAACAAAGCUGCCUACGAAAAGCUCGUCUCGGCCAAGAGGAAAGAAAUCGACUCGGCAAAGGUGCAGAUCGCAGCCAAAAAGGAGGAGAAGACUGCUGCCGAUGAGGAGCGCCUCCAAAAGAAGCAGGCAGUCAAAGACGCCAAAGGCUCUGUGGAAGAAGAUCUCGCCUUCGCGAAGAAGGUGCAGAAGCAGUGCAAUGCCAAGGGCCAGGAGUGGGAGAAGCGCCAGAAGAUACGCAGCGAUGAAAUGCAGGCAGUCUCGAAGGCCGUUGAGGUUUUGGAUUCGGAUGAUUCCUUCGACCUCUUCGGCAAGACCAUGGCACCCUCCUUCCUGCAGCUUGCAUCCAAGGAGGCCCCGGCUAUGCCACAGCAGAUCUACGACAGACUGCUGGCAUUGGGAAAAGCGCACGACAGCCGUCUGGUUACCCUUUCGCUUCAAGCGAAGGUGGAUGGGUUGGCAAAGGUCCGAAUGACUUCCUUCGAUGUACGAAGUCGGCUCUCAGAACUCGAUAGUGCGGUAGAUUGCAGCAACAUGGCAAAGCGCAGCGCCAAUCUGCUGGUGGCGGCUGUG
This is a messenger RNA of Symbiodinium necroappetens, 1083 nucleotides long. The record is from the annotation of a GenBank genome assembly. NCBI's taxonomy places the organism in Eukaryota, Dinophyceae, Suessiales, Symbiodiniaceae.